Mesoplodon densirostris (Blainville's beaked whale) is the source of this 5644-nucleotide messenger RNA. Its product is annotated as BCL-6 corepressor-like. Lineage: Eukaryota; Metazoa; Chordata; Mammalia; Artiodactyla; Ziphiidae. The record is from RefSeq and is a predicted model, not a curated record. Gene Ontology annotation, molecular function: transcription corepressor activity; protein binding. Gene Ontology annotation, cellular component: nucleus. Gene Ontology annotation, biological process: negative regulation of transcription by RNA polymerase II.
CAGCCUGGGCUGCUACGAUUUCUGCACUCGCUCCUGAUUGCUGGUCCCCAGCGAGCAGGCGUCAUUGAAUUACUCAGCCGCCUCCCUCUGCAGCUCCCAGGCCAAACCACCCAGGUUUGGGGCUUAAUCUAAUCUAGGGCUCGGGUGGGGUGGCUCGCCAGCCCACUGACUCUUUUUACCCCUCCAUCUGUAAGUCACACGCACCGCAGCCGUGGAAGUGAGUCGUAGUUUGGGCCGCCACACCGGACUGUUGUGCCUUUUAUCCCACACCCCACCCCUGUCCCCAAUCCUUUCAGCCACAAGAAGAGUCAAUGUGGGGCUCCCUGGAAUCUAGCACCGUCCACUUUCGAUCCAAGUGUGUUCUCCAAAAGGCUGGGAAAGGGGAAGGGAGAAGGGAGAAGGGCAGGUUAAGGGUGUCAUGUGCUGUACCUUGAAUGGUGUGGCCUGUGGCUCUUGAACUCUCUGCAUCCCCAGCGCCUCCUGCCAGGGAAGUUCCACCUCCCUCCUUGAACCUCUGGCUCAGACUAGACGCUUGAAGAAAAGCUGCCAUCCAAGAAGACGACAUGCUUUCAGCACCCGCCCCCCCCGUAUGGGAAUGUUCACAGCUGGAUGAACAGCGAGAGGGUCCGCAUGUGUGGGAUCAGCGACGACAGGAAAAUUCCUGUAAACGAAGGUGACACUUCAAAGGCCGUACUGGAACUAAGGGAAGAAAACCCCUUGAAUCACAACGUGGUGGACGCGACCACGGCCCAUCGGAUCGAUGGCCUGGCAGCGCUGAGCAUGGACCGCACGCACCGGCCUGAUCCGGGAAGGGCUGCGUGUCCCCGGAAACAUCGUCUAUUCUAGCUCGUGUGGACUGGGCUCAGAGAAAGGGCGGGAGGCUGCCACAACCAUAGGUGGUCUGGGGUUUUCUUCCGAAAGAAACCCAGAGAUGCAGUUCAAACCGAAUACACCCGAGACGGUGGAGGCCUCCGCUGUCUCCGGAAAACCCCCAAAUGGCUUCAGUGCUAUAUACAAAACGCCACCCGGAAUACAAAAAAGUGCUGUCCCCACGGCAGAAACACUGGGCUUGGACAGACCUGCCAGCGACAAACAGAGCCCGCUCAACAUCAAUGGUGCUAGUUACCUGCGGCUGCCCUGGGUCAAUCCCUACAUGGAGGGGGCCACGCCAGCCAUCUACCCUUUCCUCGACUCGCCAAAGAAGUAUUCCCUGAACAGGUACAAGGCCUUGCUACCUCAGCAGUCCUACGGCGUGGCCCAGCCGCUGUAUUCUCCGGUCUGUACCAAUGGGGAGCGAUUUCUCUACCUGCCGCCACCUCACCACAUCAGUCCCCACAUCCCAUCAUCCCUGGCCUCGCCCAUGAGACUCUCGACGCCUUCGGCCUCACCCGCCAUCUCGCCUCUGGUCCACUGCGCAGACAAAAGCCUGCCCUGGAAGAUGGGCGUCAGUCCUGGGAACCCGGUCGAUUCCCACUCGUAUCCCCACAUCCAGAACAGUAAGCAGCCUAGGGUGCCCUCUGCCAAGGCGGUCACCAGCGGCCUGCCGGGGGACACGGCUCUCCUGUUGCCCCCCUCGCCUCGGCCUUCACCCCGCGUCCACCUUCCCUCCCAGCCCGCUGCGGACACCUACUCCGCGUUCCAUAAGCACUGUGCCAGGAUCUCCACCGCGCCCUCGGUCACCCUGUCGAAGCCAUACAUGACGGUCAGCAGCGAGUUCCCCGCGGCCAGGCUCUGCAGCAGCAAGUAUCCAAAGGCUCCAGAAGGAGCCGAAAGCACCCAGCCAGCUCCCGGGCACACCCGGAAAACAGCAGGCGAAGACAGAAAAGAUGGCAGCUCACCUCCUCUCUUGGAGAAGCAGACGGUUACCAAAGGCGUCACCGAUAAGCCACUAGACUUGUCCUCUAAAGUGGUGGAUGUAGAUGCUUCCAAAGCUGACCACAUGGAAAAGGUGGCUCCCACCGUCCUGGUUCACAGCAGAGCUGGAAGCGGCCUAGUGCUCUCCGGAAGUGAGAUUCCGAAAGAAACUCUGUCUCCUCCAGGAAAUGGCUGUGCUAUCUAUAGAUCUGAGGUCAUUAGCAUGGCUCCCUCGUCCUGGGUGGUGCCCGGGCCAAGUCCUAACGAAGAGAACAAUGGCAAAGGCCUGCCGCUGAAAAACAAGGCCUUGGACUGGGCCAUCCCGCAGCAGCGCAGUUCUUCGUGUCCCCGCAUGGGCGCCGCCGACGCCGUGGUCACUAACGUUUCGGGGUCGGUGUCGAGCGCCGGCCGCCCAGCCUCUGCGUCGCCGGCCCCAAAUGCCACCGCCGAGGGCAGCGAGACCAGCAGGAGCUCCGUGGAUACCACGCCAUCCGUCAUCCAGCACGUGGGCCAGCCCCCGGCCACACCUGCCAAGCACAGCGGCGGCACCGGCAGCAGGGGCGCCAAAGCCAGCAACCCAGAGCCGAGCUUCAAAGCGAAUGAGAAUGGCCUCCCGCCGAGCUCAGUAUUUCUCUCACCAAACGAGGCGUUCAGGUCCCCACCAAUCCCCUACCCCAGGAGUUACCUGCCUUACCCAGCGCCCGAGGGCAUUGCCAUAAGUCCCCUCUCCUUACACGGCAAAGGCCCUGUCUACCCUCAUCCGGUGUUGCCCAAUGGCAGUCUCUUUCCUGGGCACCUUGCCCCAAAGCCGGGACUGCCCUAUGGGCUACCCACGGGCGGGCCAGAGUUUGUGACCUACCAGGACGCGCUGGGGUUGGGCAUGGAGCAUCCCAUGUUGAUACCUCACACGCCCAUCGAGAUCACUAAAGAGGAGAAACCGGAGAGGAGGUACCGGUCCCACGAGAGGACCCGCUACGAGGACCCAAGCCUCCAGAACCGGUUUUCUGAGAUGCUGGAAGCCGGCAGCACCAAGUUACAUCCAAAAGUCCCCGCGGACAAGAACCUAAAGCCCAGCCCCAGCUGAAAUCAAGGGAAGACCGUCGUCAAGAGUGACAAGCUUGUCUAUGUAGACCUCCUCCGGGAAGAGCCAGAUGCGAAAACCGACGCUAACGUGUCCAAACCCGGCUUCACAGCUGAGAGUGUCAGCCAGAGUGCCGAGCCCACCAAACCCCCGCGUGACCCGGCUCUACAGCCACACCGGGAUUUCAUUGCCCUGAGAGAGGAGUUGGGGCGCAUCAGUGACUUCCACGAAGCCUAUACUUUCAAAGAGGCUCCGGGCCAGCCAGUCUCAGGCUUAAGCAAGGAGAAUGUUCCAGCGGUAACCAACAAGGAGAACCUGGCGAUGCCGGUCUCGACUCCAUUCCUGGAGCCGACCCUGGGGAGCGACAGCUCUGCGGUCACUUUCGGGAAAACCCAAGAGGAUCCCAAACCAUUUUGCAUGGGCAGUGCCCCACCGAGUGUGGACGUCACCCCCACCUACACCAAAGACGGAGCUGACGAGGCAGGAUCAACCGAUGGCAAAGUUCUGAAACCGAAGCCAUCUAAGCUGGCAAAGAGAAUCGCAAACUCCGCUGGUUACGUGGGUGACCGGUUCAAGCGUGUCGCUACCGGACUGUACGCAGACUCCAGUCAGCUCGGCCGGGAGCAGCGGGCGUUGCAGCGUGCAGUGAUGCGCUUCUCAGAGUUGGAGAUGAAAGAGCGAGAAGGUGGCCACCCCACGACCAAAGACUCCGAGGUGUGCAAAUUCAGCCCCGCUGACUGGAAAAGGCUGAAAGGAAGUCAGGACAAAAAGCCAAAGUCGGUCGCCCUGGAGGAGGCCAUUGCCGACCAGAACGACAGUGAGAGAUUGUGCGUGCUUGUGGCCUGUGGCCUGCAGCCUGCUCCGGACCCCAGAAACCUCACCGGUGAUGGGGAGUGUUAUGAUGGAAGCAAACCUGACCCCUUCAAAGCCCCAGAAGACAGUGAUCUUCCUGAGGACAUGGACACGGAGCCCCCCAGAGAGUCCCCCGCCGACCAGGCGGCCCCGGACGCGUCACGCAGCCCCACCCUCCGGCUGAACAGAAAGCGCAAGGUCUCUGGCAAUAGGAACCACACUGAGACCACUGUGCUCCCGGAGGACUCUCUGCUGAAAGCCAAGCGGAGACGGGUCUCCAAAGGGCUCCAUCCCAGAAAGCAGCGCCGCUUGCUGCACCUUAGAGAACGGCGGGAGCAGAGCAAACCUGGCCGGCAGGGCAGGAAGGAAGUGACCCAGGCGGUUCAGCCUGCGGUCACCCCCCAGGGCAAUAGCAUCUCCGAAGAGAAACCUGGCAGGAAAAGGGCAGAGGCCAAAAGCAACAGAAGCUGGUUGGAGGAGUCCCUUAAAUGCAGUGACAAUGAACAAGAUGUGCUGUUCACGGACAAAGAAAUGGAUUGGCAGCCUUCGCCCCUGCCGCAGAAAUACACUGACAACAGCGAGAAACCAUCCGGGAAGCGACCGUGCAAAACCAAGCAUUUGAUCCCUCAGGAGCCCAGGCGGGGCUUGCUGCUGCCAGGGGACUCCUACGUGGACAAUGCGGAUGGCAAGGUGACCGUCCGGAGAUUUUGAAAGCGGCCUGAGCCCAGUUCCGACUAUGAUCUUUCGCCAGCCAAGCAGGACCAGAAGCCCUUGGACCGUUUGCAGCAAUUGUUACCAGCUUCCCAGGCCUCGCAGCUGACAUGCUCAAGCUCCCGUCCAGAGACCACCCAGUCCCGCCCGAUGCCACCGGAAGCGCGGAGACUUAUUGUCAAUAAGAACGCGGGCGAGACCCUCGUACAGCAGGCCUCCUGGCUUGGCUACGAGGAAGUGGUCUUGUACUGCCUGGAGAACAAGAUUUGUGAUGUGAACCACCGCGACUACGCGGGUUACUGUGCCCCGCACGAGGCUUGUGCAAGAGGUUGGCUCAACAUCGUACGACACCUCCUUGAAUAUGGCGCCGAUGUCAACUGCAGUGCCCAGGAUGGAAGCGGGCCUCUCCACGAUGCUGUCAAGAAUGAUCAUCUCGAAAUUGUCCGCUUGCUCCUCUCCUACGGUGCUGAUCCUACCCUGGCUACGUACUCAGGUAGAACCAUCAAGAAAGUGAACCACAGCGAACUUCUGGAGAAGUUCUUAACAGAACCAGAUGAUGAAAGUGGUUACGAUGUUUUAGCAAAUCCCCCACGACCGGAGGACCAGGACGACAGCAACGAGGCCUAUGGUGACCUAUUAGAAUCUGAAUUUUCCGAAGACCCCCUUUUGCCGUGUUAUAACGUCCAGGUGUCCAUCGCUCAGGGGCCUCGUAACUGGCUGUUGCUCUCAGACCUGCUCAAGAAACUGCAAAUGUCCUCCUGCAUAUUCCGCUGCAAUUUCCCAAAUGUGGAAAUCGUCACCAUCGCGGAGGCCGAGUUCUGCCGGCAAGUGUCAGCAAGUCUCUUAUUCUCUUGCCCCAAAGACCUGGAGUCCUGUAAUCCAGAAAGUAAGGAGCUCUUAGAUCUGGUGGAGUUCACGAACGAGCUUCAGACUCUGCUGGGCUCAUCCGUGGAGUGGAUCCUCCCCAGAGACCUGGACUCAGACGACGACUGGUGAGCUCGCCGGGGCCCGCCGUGUACAGUGUGUCAUGGUGUUAAUCCUUGUGCAUAUGUGUCCUAAUACGACUAUUUCUGUAAAGAAAGGACACUAUGAGACACGACUCCAGUCGGAAGGACUUCAAAACAUGUUUUCUUCUUUUUAAAAUUU